Messenger RNA from Cheilinus undulatus (humphead wrasse), 688 nucleotides. It is a transcript of the gene tex36, whose product is annotated as testis expressed 36. The record is from RefSeq and is a predicted model, not a curated record. The coding region runs from base 1 to 588 and encodes 195 amino acids. Lineage: Eukaryota; Metazoa; Chordata; Actinopteri; Labriformes; Labridae. The transcript is spliced from 4 exons.
AUGAUGAAAGGUGGAAAACGGCAUUACUCAGUGAGGAAUGAUGCAAAAUGGUUUGCUCCCCCAGCUCUACCAGAAAAUCAGCCAAAGAAUCGUGAAACUUGUACAAGCACAGGGAUCAUGCUGAGUCAGGUAAAAUCUUCUUUACCUCAGGCUUUAAACUUGGAGCGCUUUCCUAAGUGGAGGACUCAGCAGGGUUUAAGAGAUUUUCUAUACUCAGACUAUGACAAGCAUGCAUUAAAGGACAACAUCUCAAUUUCCACUCAAAGUGUAGGACGCAGAAAGUGCUCUUUUGAUCGCAGACAGUUCAACUCCAACUUCUGCCUGUGCCAUGAUGGGGUUCACAGCAACACAGAAGAAAUGGGGAGAACCACCACUGUUUACAACGCUGACUUUAUGGGGAAAAAGGAAGUCGAUGGUCCAAGCAACAACAGAAUGUUCCCUAGAAACCACAAGCAGAAGUCUGCAGAGUCAGCCCUGGCACAGGCAGGGCAGCAUUAUAUCUGGUUUGGGAGACAUGACUUGAGCCCCUUCUCAGGGACACUGCAAGUACCGGGAGAGACAACCAGUGCAGCACCUGCCAAGCUCUGAAGUACUAAUUUAAUGCUCUGGAUGGCAUUGUUAGGUGGGCAUAGCACAUAGAAUGUCCGUAGAACCUUCUUGAUAUAAUAAAAAUGAAUAAGAAACUUCA